AUGUCCCUGGUCGCGCAAAGAAGAUAUAACUCCUUUUUUACCGAAUUUAUUAAGCAAGAAUUAUUAACAGAAGAACAAGCGGCAAGUAUCUCAGAAAAAUGCCAAGAAGAAGAAAUGGACUUCUGUGCUUACUUGUUAAAAACGGAGAUCGUUCCAACUUCUGAAAUUGCAAAAAUUCUUGCUCAUACAUUUAAAUACCCUUUAUUUAACUGGGAUACCUACGAUCCGCAAACCAUACCACGUUCAAUUAUUGAUGAGCGUAGUGUGGCGCAAACGGGCGUGCUGCCGUUAUACGUAAAGGGGAAUGAUACAAUUGUUUGUGCGAUUAGCAACCCGCAAAACGUUCAAGAAGUUGAGGCGGUCGGCAGCUAUACUGGAUUGAAGACUGAGAUUGUUAUUUCAGAUCACGCCAAGCUAAUGGACUUCAUUGGGCUAAACUUUUCCACUUAUGAAAUUAAUGGGAUAACAAAAGAAGACCUAAUUAAAAAAAUGGUCGAUGAUGGAACUGUAUUAGAGAAUAGACAACAAAAACAGGAGGUAGAUGAUCCUGAAAACAACACACCAUUAAUUAAUUUUUUAAAUAAAACUCUGCGUGAUGCCGUGCGAGAAAAAGCAUCAGAUUUGCAUUUUGAACCAUUUGAAAAACAUUAUCGAAUCCGUUUUCGUGUGGAUGGUGUAUUGCAGGAAGUUUCUAGUCUUCCUCCCGAAAUUGCUCCACGCAUCACAUCAAGAUUAAAGGUAUGGGCGGGUUUAGACAUUUCUGAAAAACGAUUGCCACAAGACGGUCGCAUACGCUUGGCUGUGACAGAUACCAAAUAUAUUGAUUUUCGUAUGAAUACUUUACCCACGGCGCAUGGUGAAAAAAUUGUAUUGCGUAUUUUGGAUGGGAGCUUAGCUAAACUGGGUAUUGAGAUGCUUGGUUUUAGCGCACUUCAAAAAGACAUGUACUUGGAUGCCUUGGCUCAACCUCAAGGAAUGAUUUUAAUUACUGGGUCAACUGGUUCGGGUAAGACAGUUUCUCUUUACACUGGCCUAAACCACCUUAAUAAAAUUGGGGUGAAUAUUUCAACUGCAGAAGAUCCAAUUGAAAUCAAUUUAGAUGGCAUUAACCAAGUAAGUGUGAACAUUAAAACUGGAUUGACAUUUGCAACUGCUUUACGUGCUUUUUUGCGACAAGAUCCCGAUGUAAUCAUGGUGGGUGAAAUACGUGACUUAGAGACAGCGGAAAUUGCUGUGAAAGCAGCACAAACAGGCCAUAUGGUGAUGUCCACGCUACAUACGAAUAGUGCGGCGGAAACCUUAUCUCGCUUACGCAAUAUGGGUAUCCCAAGCUACAACUUAGCAACCUCGGUAAACCUUGUUAUUGCCCAACGUCUUGUUCGUAAGUUAUGCCAGAAAUGUAAAGUAAUUGAUGAGAAUAUUUCUGAGCAUGUUUUGCAGGAACUUGGUUUUACAGAUGCGCAGAUUGAGACUGGAUUUACUAUAUACAAGGCCAAAACAACAGGGUGUGACUUAUGUGAUUCAGGCUAUAAAGGGCGCGUAGGAAUAUAUGAAGUGGUAAAGAUCACGCCUGAAAUAGCAAAAAUAAUUGUUGAGGAUGGGAAUGCAACUCAAAUAAAUGAGGUCUCUCAAAAACUAGGUUUUAAUAACUUGCGACAAUCUGGGCUUGAAAAGGUUCAGCUUGGUUUAACCAGUAUUUUAGAAGUAAUGCGCGUUACAACUAAUAAUUAA
Messenger RNA from Ostrinia furnacalis (Asian corn borer), 1731 nucleotides. Its product is annotated as type 4 fimbrial assembly protein PilB-like. Gene Ontology annotation, biological process: pilus assembly. The transcript has a single exon. The coding region runs from base 1 to 1731 and encodes 576 amino acids. The record is from RefSeq and is a predicted model, not a curated record. Gene Ontology annotation, cellular component: plasma membrane. Gene Ontology annotation, molecular function: ATP hydrolysis activity. NCBI's taxonomy places the organism in Eukaryota, Metazoa, Arthropoda, Insecta, Lepidoptera, Crambidae.